AUGAUGCUUGGGUUCGCGGCUCCUGUUCGACUGGGAAAUGGAGCAACGCAUGGUGGUGAGGGGGUCAUCCAUGAUCAUCAAGGUCGUUGGAUAGAGGGUUGUUUCGCUAGUGGAGAUGAUAGCAAUGCGUUCCAGGCUGAAGUUUUAGCUUUGUUGGGCAUCCUCAAGUUAGCUUGGGUCAAAGGCUUCCGCAAAGUUUAUUGUGAUGUCGACUGUGCUGAAUUGGUUGCAACCUUGGAGAAUGCAUCUGCUAUACAAUUGCAUGCAGAAUUCCUAGUUCUCUUCGAAAUUGCUAGCCUUUUGCAGCAAGCUUGGGAAGUCCACCUCUCAUGUGUUCACAUGGAUAGUAAUUUCGUAGCUGAUCUCUUGGCCAAGCGUGGUGCUUGUGGGGUUUCUUUCGGGUUUUAG
Messenger RNA from Lotus japonicus, 408 nucleotides. RefSeq lists its product as uncharacterized. The record is from RefSeq and is a predicted model, not a curated record. The transcript has 2 exons. Lineage: Eukaryota; Viridiplantae; Streptophyta; Magnoliopsida; Fabales; Fabaceae. Bases 1 to 408 code for a protein of 135 amino acids. Gene Ontology annotation, molecular function: nucleic acid binding; RNA-DNA hybrid ribonuclease activity.